Electrophorus electricus (electric eel) is the source of this 3562-nucleotide messenger RNA. It is a transcript of the gene cry1a, whose product is annotated as cryptochrome circadian regulator 1a. The record is from RefSeq and is a predicted model, not a curated record. NCBI's taxonomy places the organism in Eukaryota, Metazoa, Chordata, Actinopteri, Gymnotiformes, Gymnotidae. Gene Ontology annotation, cellular component: nucleus; cytoplasm. Gene Ontology annotation, biological process: negative regulation of DNA-templated transcription; entrainment of circadian clock by photoperiod; circadian regulation of gene expression. Gene Ontology annotation, molecular function: DNA binding; FAD binding.
CGUCUCAAGGGUGAGAUUGAAUUAUAUGGACGAAAGUGUGCGGGUUGUGUCGCUGUAAGAAAGCAUUUACAACUGGAUUUAACGCAGAACCAGGAUAUAACAGCACGCACUGCAGUUAGUAAAAUGGAUGUUUAUUUUAUGCGGAAUGUAACCGUCAUCUGCUUCAGUCUCCAGGAACCCUGAUAGGAAGGCUUUUGCGAUUAUUAAUAUUUACAUAAUCGUGACCGUUCUGGAUCGCAUACUGGAGGAACCGUGGCACUGACUUUAGUCGGCGACGACAGAAUUUGAGAAGCUAAAUAAACAGCAUAACGUCUUUUGACCUGGAUUAACUAUCGGGAGGGACUGUCAAAUAUAUACUUGCACCUAUUAACAUUUUUAUACUUUUUAUCAUUCAGCGAAAAAAAACAAGUUAUACAACAGGGAAGUUCAGUUGAAAGCUGGGUCCUAAAGCCCAUUUCUUUGGCUCCGGAAUACGCGGUUAAUUUACGCGUGGCCAAAUGAUUCAGCUGUGGCAGUUGUUUGUUGAAUCCUUUGACAUGAUGGAGAGCGUUUUGUUAGAGCAAGGAUAAUUUUUUUUAAAAAGGAAUUUUACCGUUUAACACAUUUAAUUGCACUUUAGAUUAUCGGCCUGAUCAAAAUUUCAUGUAAGGCAGUAUUCCCUUUGUUAUUCAACGUUUGUAACUGCACAGAGCAUAGAGUCCUGUGAAAGAAAUUUUAGUCUUCAACGCUCCGAAGUAUUACAUUUUAAGGGACUUGUCCAGUGAAGUAAUGGUCGUAAAUACGAUCCACUGGUUCAGGAAGGGCUUGCGGCUCCACGACAAUCCUUCCCUCAAAGAGUCAAUCCAGGGAGCGGAUACUGUUCGUUGCGUGUAUAUCCUUGACCCUUGGUUUGCAGGAUCGUCCAACGUUGGAAUCAACAGGUGGAGGUUCCUGCUGCAGUGUCUGGAGGACUUAGAUGCCAGCCUCCGCAAACUUAGCUCCCGCUUGUUUGUAAUCCGGGGCCAACCCACUGAUGUCUUUCCCAGGCUCUUCAAGGAGUGGAGCAUCACUCGCCUGUCUUAUGAGUAUGACUCUGAGCCAUUUGGAAAGGAGCGGGACGCUGCCAUUAAAAAGCUGGCAAAUGAGGCAGGUGUGGAGGUGACCGUCCGCAUCUCCCACACACUCUACGAUUUGGACAAGAUCAUAGAGCUCAAUGGUGGCCAGUCUCCACUGACUUACAAGCGUUUCCAGACCCUCAUCAGCAGGAUGGAAGCGGUGGAGAUGCCAGCCGAGACCAUCACAGCAGAAGUGAUAGGCUCCUGCGUCACUCCAUUGUCUGAUGAUCACGAUGAGAAGUUCGGGGUCCCCUCCCUGGAGGAGCUUGGUUUUGACACAGAGGGGCUGACCUCAGCGGUAUGGCCUGGAGGAGAGACAGAGGCCCUCACACGCCUUGAGAGGCAUCUGGAGAGGAAGGCAUGGGUGGCCAACUUUGAGCGUCCUAGAAUGAAUGCCAAUUCCCUGCUAGCCAGUCCUACAGGCCUCAGUCCCUAUCUGAGGUUUGGCUGUCUCUCAUGCCGCCUCUUCUACUUCAAACUCACCGACUUGUACAGGAAGGUGAAGAAGAACAGCUCACCCCCUCUUUCACUCUAUGGCCAACUACUGUGGCGUGAGUUCUUCUACACGGCUGCCACCAACAACCCUCGCUUUGACAAGAUGGAGGGCAAUCCCAUCUGCGUGCAGAUCCCCUGGGACCGCAAUGCUGAGGCACUGGCCAAGUGGGCAGAGGGCAGGACAGGCUUCCCUUGGAUCGAUGCCAUCAUGACCCAACUGAGGCAGGAGGGCUGGAUCCACCAUUUGGCACGCCAUGCUGUGGCCUGCUUCCUCUCUCGCGGAGACCUGUGGAUCAGCUGGGAAGAGGGUAUGAAGGUGUUUGAGGAGCUGCUUCUGGAUGCAGACUGGAGUGUGAAUGCAGGCAGCUGGAUGUGGCUCUCUUGCAGCUCCUUCUUCCAGCAGUUCUUCCACUGUUACUGCCCAGUGGGUUUUGGCCGCCGCACCGACCCCAACGGGGACUACAUACGACGGUACUUACCUGUCCUGAGGGGUUUUCCUGCAAAGUACAUCUAUGACCCCUGGAACGCACCAGAAAGCGUGCAGAAAUUGGCCAAGUGUAUGCUGGGUGUGCACUACCCCAAACCCAUGGUGCACCAUGCAGAGGCUAGCCGUCUCAACAUUGAGCGCAUGAAACAGAUCUACCAGCAGCUGUCCUGUUAUCGGGGCCUGGGACUGCUGGCAACUGUGCCAUCCAAUGCUAAUGGGCCUGGGGAGAACUCCGCGAGCCUGAUGGCUCUCUCUGAGGGCCCCCAGGAUGCUGCUGCAUGCUCAGGGUACCAGAUGCCUGCUAACCCUCAGGGGGAGUGGCAAAGUGGAAUGAUGGGGUACCCACAGGCAGACACACAUCCCAGCAGCAGCAGCACACAACAACAAGGUUGUUUAGUGAGCAGCAGUGGCAUGGUGUGCUACAGACAGGAAGCUCAGCAGAUAUCUGGACCUGUUCUCCAGCAAGGGCGAGGGCUCCACUCCAAUGCGGUGCAGAACUCUGGGAAGCGCCACAGUGAAGAAUCUGGUCCUAGCACAGGCUCUAAAGUCCAGAGACAGUGCAGUUCUUAAACAGGUUCAUCUUAUUUUACACUUUUUUUCUUUUUUUUUUUCUUUCUUUCUUUUUUUUUUUUUUACAAUUUUACUUUGAAGUUUUAGACUUCUAAGUAUAUAUCAUUGUGAUCAUCUGUUUGUCUUGUCCUGCAACUUCAAAAAUAAUUAUUCAGUCAAACUAUUUGUGUGUCAACACUCUGAACAGGCUGUUGGCUGAAGGCUCUCACCUGGAGAACCUGAAUGUCUGUUCAUCUGUUUUUGGGUACUAUUAGAAGUGCAUGAUCAGUAAUUUUAUUAAUUUUUAUUGGACUGUAAAUGAUCUCUUGGACUCUGUCCAAGUUGAUGAUGGCAUCCUAGCCAACUUUGGACAAAUCACAAUUGUUCAUCACAACAAUGUUCUGUUAAUGCUAAUUGAGUGUUAGGACUUCCCUGGAGACAGAAAUUUUUCUGUAUAUAAUAUUUUGUUGAAUACUCACAUACAAAUUGUACAUAUUUGCUAUUGUAUGUGCUUUCUCUAUUUCAUGUCAUAGACCCACUGAUAUAUUUUUGAUAAAUGAUCAUUGUGGAUCAUCUGUAAUCUGUGCUUUUUGAAAAUGUAAACAUUAAAGAGCAUUUAUAGACUGCCCAUACAGUACACAGAGUCGGUCUGCUUCCUUUUGUCACACGCUCUCUUUACGCUUUCUGACUCUCCUUAUCUCUGCUAUACAUGACUGUCUGUGAUGUUACUUCCUUUGUUCUUUAGUUGCCAAUCCCUCAUGCUCCCCUUGGAAGUCUCACAGUGCUUCUCACCAUCUACUUCUGAACUCUGUCUCCUCAUAUAGCUGUCAUCACUGUAUGCUAAAGACAUGGUAUGCUAAAUCAGGGUGUUGUACAUCAAUUUGUGCUUCUUGUCCAGCAUAUUGUGCUUGUUUAAUAAACAAAGUGUAAAUGUAAA